AUGGCGUCGCCCUUUCUGCCCGGCUCUUCUUCCUCUUCCGCUUCGUCGCCCCUCUCUUACCUGAUCCCUAGGCAGCCGCCGCCUUCCUCCGUCGUGGCGCAGGGCUUCUCAUGCGGCGCUCUGGCGCAGCAGGCCGGGGGAUUAUACUGUGGCGACGGCGUCGGCGCGGCGGGCGGCGUCGGGGCGGUGGAGGUGAGGCAGGGGGGCAGGCACGCGGGCCACCCGCCGCUGCCGCGCCCGCCGCCGCGGCAGUGCCCCCGGUGCAGGUCGGCCAACACCAAGUUCUGCUACUACAACAACUACAGCCGCAAGCAGCCGCGCUACUUCUGCCGGGCGUGCCGCCGGCACUGGACCGAGGGCGGCACGCUCCGCGACGUGCCCGUCGGUGGCGGCCGCAAGAACAGGCGCAACGGCGGUGGCAAGGGCGGCGCUAAGGCCCCCUCCACCGUCGUCACCACGGAGGUGUCUACUGCGGCGGCGACGGCGGCUACCCAGGGCAGCGGUGCAGGCGGACCGGCCGGCGCCGUCGACGCGUUCAUCCCGGCCGACAUCCUGAGGCAGAUGCUGUCCCAGUCGGGGAGCUUCACGGCCGUCGGCGGGGGCGGCGGCUACGGCAUCGACCUGAGCGCGUGGCAGCAAAUGACCGGUGCCGCAGCAGCACCGCAGGGCGCCAGCGAUGUUGGCGCGGCCGGAGGGACGGCUCCGGCGGCAGAUGCCAACUGCGGCACAGGUGCGCAGUACUGGAGCGGAUGGCAGCUGCAGGAUGACAUGCCCGGUUUCGACGGGACUUUCUAA
Molecule: messenger RNA, 795 nt
Organism: Triticum turgidum subsp. durum (durum wheat)
Lineage: Eukaryota; Viridiplantae; Streptophyta; Magnoliopsida; Poales; Poaceae
Source: the annotation of a GenBank genome assembly